UGGGAGAUAUGGCGACCUCGAAGUUCAAGCGUAUGCUUAACAAAGAAUUAAGUCAUUUCUCCGAAACCAAGUCUGGCUCUCAAAUAUCCGAAUGGGUUUUUCGCACAUUUCUCGACAAACAGGAAGACCUGGAUCUGCCGUUCCUUAGGUUUGAGGACGGAGUGGCCCAACAGUCACAACCGGGUCAUGUGGUGGCCACUGCCAAGAGUGUAUUACCCGCUCCUAGGGAUAGACCAGAUAUGGGUCCUAAGUUAGCCGGUCAGGCAAUGUCACAGAUCACUGGCGUUAAGAAGCCGUUGAGUCAUACCGUAAGCUUAACUGAAUUGCCUAAACAUGGCGUCGAAACACCUCAUGAAGAAAAGCUCGACCAACUAUACCAAGAGAUCGAUAAAUGGGGUUUAGAUAUGUAUGAGAUCGCCGUCUACUCUAAUAAACACCCCUUAACUUCAAUUAUGUACACUAUCUUCAAAGUGAGUUUUUAU
Medioppia subpectinata is the source of this 482-nucleotide messenger RNA. Lineage: Eukaryota; Metazoa; Arthropoda; Arachnida; Sarcoptiformes; Oppiidae. The record is from the annotation of a GenBank genome assembly.